This is a messenger RNA of Alternaria conjuncta, 600 nucleotides long. RefSeq lists its product as uncharacterized. The coding region runs from base 1 to 600 and encodes 199 amino acids. The transcript has a single exon. NCBI's taxonomy places the organism in Eukaryota, Fungi, Ascomycota, Dothideomycetes, Pleosporales, Pleosporaceae. The record is from RefSeq and is a predicted model, not a curated record.
AUGGAGAAAGAUGCUGUGAACCGCAGGGCCACCGGAGACGAUCAACACAAGCUCGUCAGCCGUAUAAGAGCUUGGCGUACGUUGACUACUGCGGAUCCAUUACCGCAGCAGGUUAUUGUCGAAGACAGUCCGGAUCGGUUGAGCUCGGCCAGUUCAGCAGGUCGUACGGAAAGUUCUGUAGACACUGAUGCAUCAAGAGACCUGUCGAAAGACGCCAACAAGAAGCUGAAGUCAGACUCGGGGCCCAACCCUGAAUCGAGAGCCAGAGAAGACGAUGGCCCAGAAGUCAAUCUUUGGAAGCCCUCGGAUGGUAUCAAGUUCUCGCGACCACCGGAAAAGGUACCAGAUGCGAACGAUAACAAAGACACAGUCAAGCCCAAUCCCCCUGUCAGAGUUUCGCCACGCGGAGGCAAGAAGUCGAUUGCUUAUUUCUUCAAAGCACGGCCGAAAACGUCCAAAUCAGCUGUCGGUCCUGGGAAGGCGGCCGAUACUUCGAUUGCUGGUGAAGCAACGUCUGGAGAGAAGAGGAAAAGUAGCUCCGAAGGGUCGCCUUCCAGUAAGAAACGGAGAAGGUCUGAGAGGCCGACUGCACCAGACUGA